Molecule: messenger RNA, 2385 nt
Organism: Mesocestoides corti
Lineage: Eukaryota; Metazoa; Platyhelminthes; Cestoda; Cyclophyllidea; Mesocestoididae
Source: the annotation of a GenBank genome assembly
AUGAAUCCACGUUUUGUUCUGCUGCCUUUUGCGAAACAGCAGGGCCAUUUUUUGAUUUUUACAAUCACUGACGCGCACCUUGUCACACAGGAUCUCCCGGUGACAUGCGUGACCUCCGGCGGAGGCUACCUGUGGCUCGGAGACGCAGACGGUUUUAUGCACUGCCUCGACUCCACCUUCUGUCUCUCCUCCUUCCGCGCCCACACCAGCGGACCGGUUCGACAUUGUCGUCAGGUGCCCGGAACUGAGCACCUCGUAGUGACAGUGGGCGCCUCCAGCGAGGACAGAGACGAGAGGGUGUGCGUUUGGAACACCAAGAAGUGGUCCCUCACCUCGAAGACCUCUCUUCCCGUCUGCUGUCGCAGUGUCAAGACGACAGUCGGUGCGCCUCAGCCCGGUGGUCGCAGUCUGGGUGAGGUGGUUUGUCUGGAGGUCGCAGCCACUCUUGACGUCGUCCUGCUCGGACACGCUGGCGGCGCAGUGCAGCUCAUCAAGGGUGACAUCACUUCUGACCGCCACUGUCGUCGACUGGUGUUGCAUGAAUUCGCCGUCCCAGUUACUGGUCUCCACUACGUGCCCGCGACCCCCUCAAAUCCAAAACGCCAAAAAGCCAAUCUGGAGGAGUUCUUGCGCGCCUCCAGUCGGCACAUCGUGGAACAACUCUCGCCCGAGACGUCUGUGAAGAGCGCAGACGUCGGAUCGGCCUCACCGGUUGUCGGUUCGCCCUCCUCCGGCCCUACCAGUCCCUACGUUUUUGCCUGCUCGGAGAGUCAGAUUGUCAGCAUCACGCUGGGCAAGAGGGAUGAACCUAUUCGGACGAACGUUUUGGACAGUUUUGGAUGUCGCGUCAACUGCUCGUGUCUGUUGACCGAUCCACAGAAGCCAGGCCAUCCAAAUCUAGUCAUGGCGCACAAGGAGGCACUUUACUUCUAUGAUGUCGACGGCAGAGGGCCGUGUAUUGCAAUCGAAGGCGACAAACGGGCGAUCUGCUCCUACAAGAAUUACCUCGUUUCUAUCAGGCUGAGCGGCGCUCAGAGACCGACUGACAGCCAACCAGGCUUCCCAGACCCCCAGUCCAGUGUGUCCCUUUUUGAGUUCAAAAAUAAGUUCAUCGGAGGCGACUUCGUUAUCCCAUGGGCGCACUCUAUAAUUGCUGAUUUGGGCAGCUUGUUUGUUCUUUGUUUGGAGGCAGACGCAGCACGUGGCACGAACUCGAUUGUCGAGCUUGUGGAGAAGGACACUCAGUCGAAAUUGGACAUUCUCUUCUCUAGAAAGAGCUUCAAUCUUGCUAUUGGCAUGGCUGAAUCGGACAAUCACAGCAAAGAGGAACUGGCUCACAUUCACAGGCGCUACGCCGAUCACCUCUUCAGCCAGAAGCAGUACGACAUGGCUGUGAAGGAGUACAUCCAAACUAUCGGCACCGUUGAAGCCUCCUACGUUGUGCUGCGGUUCCUCGAGAGCGGCCUGAUCAAUCAUCUGACGCGUUACUUGGAGGCCCUUCACUUGCCCGAGAACGUGGCCCGCGGGUGCCUCACUAAAGACCAUACCGCUCUCCUCCUCAACAGCUACGCCCGAUUGGAUGACAGCGAGCGGAUUGACGCCUUCCUACGGGUUAGUUUGCGUCAGGUGUUUUCGUGGUACCAGGGGGUGGGGGGUGACCGAUGGCUGUGUCUGUGUGUCAGGACAGGGUCGUGUACCGCAGCGGGGGAGGUGACAUUGGCGAACCAGCCCCACAUCGACUCCGACUUCUUCGCCUGCAUCAACGUCCUCCGACGCGCCGGCUAUCCCCAUCAGGCUCUGACCUUGGCUCGUCUCACCAGCAACACCGCUGACUGCAUCCAAAUCCUUGCGGAGGACUUGAAGGACGCUGAAGCUGUACUGGCUGAAAUCAAUGCUCUCCCUUUCGAACAGGCCCUUGAAGCUGUCUGUACUCACGGCACCUUCUUAAUGCAGACUGUGCCGGUGGAAACGGCCGAGAUUUUGGACAAACUUUGCUCAAAUCCCAAGGGCGGACGCAUAAGUGCGCAGCACUUUAUCAAAAUUUUCGUCAACAACCGCACCGGCCUGAUGAAAUUUCUCGAGCGGUACAUACAGAAGGUGCACUCCAUCGACGCUGCCGUCUUGAAUUCGGUCGAAACCCUGCUUGAAUUGGCCCUCUACGAGGCGGAUGCGAUCUCUGGUGACGCCGCCUGUGAGGACAAAGAGGCACAGGUCGCUCACCUCCACGGCCUCGUGAUGCGACUACUCAAGCACUCCAAGGUAACUCUCCAACGCCUGGUCAAAUUUUUGUCGCACCUUCUCAAAUACCUCGGAAACCAAGCAUGUAAUGUAGGCAAGGAAUGUAGGUUUUUGAAAUCUGUAGUGCAUCGUUCCCACGGGGUUUAG